AUGUCAAAUACAUUAGUAUCAUUAGAAAAUAUGAAUAAUUCAAAUAUUGAGGAAAAAGAAGAAAUUAAUGCCAAAAUUUUCCCUUUAGCAUCACCUGAAUUGACGAAUCAAAUAUUGGAUAUAGUUCAAAGAGCAACAGUAUAUAGACAAUUAAAGAGAGGAGCAAAUGAAACUGUGAAAAGUUUGCAUAAAGGGAUAUCAGAAUUAGUAAUUUUAGCAGCAGAUGCUAAGCCUCUAGAAAUUAUUUCUCAUAUUCCUUUAGUUUGUGAAGAUAAAAAUACUCCAUAUGUUUAUGUUAGAAGUAAAAUGGCAUUAGGCAGAGCUUGUGGUAUUUCGAGAUCAGUUAUUGCUUCAUCAAUCAUAACUAAAGAUGGAUCUCCUUUAGAAACACAAAUAACAGAAUUAAAGGACUUAAUUGAGCAGAUGCUAAUUUAA
Plasmodium relictum is the source of this 435-nucleotide messenger RNA. Its product is annotated as splicing factor, putative. Gene Ontology annotation, molecular function: RNA binding. The record is from RefSeq and is a predicted model, not a curated record. Gene Ontology annotation, cellular component: precatalytic spliceosome; nucleolus; box C/D methylation guide snoRNP complex. The transcript is spliced from 3 exons. The coding region runs from base 1 to 435 and encodes 144 amino acids. Gene Ontology annotation, biological process: mRNA splicing, via spliceosome; maturation of SSU-rRNA. NCBI's taxonomy places the organism in Eukaryota, Apicomplexa, Aconoidasida, Haemosporida, Plasmodiidae.